UCAUAUUGAUACACUAUCAUUUUACUGACAAUGGGAUAUAUAGAAGACAGGGUUCCUAUCGCCUUAAAAGGUAUCCCAAGACAGUAAGGCCUCAGGGGAAAAGGUGUGAUUCUGUGCAGUCCCCAGAAUUUAAGGACCUUUAUGGCUCAUUGGACACAAUACAUGUCAAUCACCAUGUCUCAACCAAUGAGCUUACAGCUGUGGUGACGUGUGAAAUGGGCCAUUAUUACUCCUCAAGGCUCCGCCCCUUUAUACCUGGUUCUCAGCCUUCUUGGGACUGGCCUCAGCAGGAGGCUUCUCCCUGGUGCUGUCUAGCCCUUCUUUUAUAGGUACUCUACAAGUACCAACUCCAUCUGCUGACUAGCGGAAAACUUUCCCUACUGCUCUCACUGCCUCCAAGGAGGUCCUUGAGGCCAACAGCCUCUCUCUACUUCGUGGUAGUCACCUUAACAACGCCUCAUCCCCACCAACACCUUCAAAGCUCAAAGCUUCAGUAAGAUCUUCAUUGGCAGGAAAUUCAUGCCAUGUCUGCUGUUGCAGAGCGGGACCUUGGAUUACCUGACCAAGAGCAAGAAGGUGGUAGGAUGGAUCAAGACGCUGGACAAAGUGUCUUGCAUGUGCUGACAAUCCAUGAGGCUGGUGAUGACAUCGAUGGAACCACAGGAUGUCUGGGUUCACAGGCAGGCUCGAGAGCCAUUCUGGGGGAAGAGCCAGGGCAGGAGGAGAUAUGGCCCGAUACUGAGGAGAUCUGCACUCAUGUGGAAGAGGUCUGGCCUGAUAUCAAGGACAUCUGGCCUGAGGUCGAGGACAUCUGGCAUAAAGUCAAGGACAUCUGGCCUGAUGUAGAGGAAACCUGGCCUGAAGUCGAGGACAUCUGGCCUCAUGCCGAGGAAGUCUGGCCUUGUAUCAAGGAUAUCUGGCCUGUUGUAGAGGACCUCUGGCCUGAAGUCGAGGACAUCUGGCCUGAUGUCGAGGAACCCAGGCAUUCUAUCCAGGACAUCUGGCCUGCUAUGGAGGACGUCUGGCCUGAUGUUGAAGAACCCUGGUAUUCUAUCGAGGACAUCUGGCCUGCUAUGGAGGACAUCUGGCCUGAUGUCGAGGAACCCAGGCAUUCUAUCGAGGACAUCUGGCCUGCUAUGGAGGACGUCUGGCCUGAUGUGAAGACCCUGACAUCUGGCCUGCUAUGGAGGACAUCUGGCCUGAUGUUGAAGAACCCUGGUAUUCUAUCGAGGACAUUUGGCCUGCUAUGA
This is a messenger RNA of Peromyscus leucopus (white-footed mouse), 1250 nucleotides long. RefSeq lists its product as uncharacterized. Bases 525 to 1250 code for a protein of 241 amino acids. The transcript has a single exon. The record is from RefSeq and is a predicted model, not a curated record. NCBI's taxonomy places the organism in Eukaryota, Metazoa, Chordata, Mammalia, Rodentia, Cricetidae.